AUGGAUGAUAUUAUUAUUGACUAUGACAAAUAUGAGAGAUUAGACAUCAGCAAAUCAAGUGAAUCAAGUGAUUCCAAUGAUGCCAGUGAUGCUGAGAAAUAUAGCAAUCAAACUAAAAAAUUAGAAUAUCACAAUGUUUAA
Messenger RNA from Entrophospora sp. SA101, 141 nucleotides. NCBI's taxonomy places the organism in Eukaryota, Fungi, Glomeromycota, Glomeromycetes, Entrophosporales, Entrophosporaceae. The record is from the annotation of a GenBank genome assembly.